AUCACUACUGAACGAUGCAACUCCCCACGAUGAGCCGAACGUGGAGGAGAAAGAGGAGGCGAGCAAAGUGAUGAUUGAGAUUUAAGAUGUCAGAUGUAAGAUGAUGCGGUCCAUACCUGCAGUACUGCUGAUAUUGUUUGUUUUCUGGGACGCUACAAACGGAUUCCUGAUUCAAUCAUCAAACAAAUUGUUUUCUUCACAAGCUCCUCGAGGUUUACACCUCAAAAGGCAAACUUCUCCUCGAUUUCAGCGUCUUGUCACACAAGCAAAGCUCGGAGCGAUCAUCUUCGCUUGUGAUGGUGUGCUGGUAGACAGUGAACGGGACGGUCAUCGAGUUGCUCUUAAUGCUGCACUGAAGGAGGUGCGACCUGACCUGGAAUGUAGCGUCGAGGAAUACGGAAGGCUCCUACAAGUUCGUGGUGAAGAGAAACUCAGCAGGCUCUGGGAUGAGAUGGGAUGGGAUGGGAUGAACAUGGACCUGGCAAUUCAAAUAUAUAAUCGCAAAUCCGAAAUUUUUACCAAGAUGUUGGAAGACAAGAAACUACCUAUCAGGCCUGGCGUGUUGUCCUUGGUGGAUGAGGCGAUUGCUGCUGGAAUUCCCCUCGCAGUGUGUUCGAGCAACACUCAGAAGAACGUCGAGUUGAUCAUCGAAAGCAUGGGCCCUCAACGAGCAAAGCAUUUUUCAAUCUUUGCUGGAGGCCGAGUGGUUCACCGGAAGCCGUCACCGGACAUCUACAACCUUUGCAAGGGCUCCUUGUCCUUACACUCUGAAGACGUCGUCAUUAUCGAAGAUGACCUGGUUGGGUUGCAAGCAGCGAAAGCGGCGCAUUGUGCCUGCCUGAUCACCAAGUCAACAUAUUCCGUCAACGACGAUUUCAAGACAGCUGAUCUUGUUGUGGAUGAUCUCAAGUCAGUCGGUACCGUUCGACUUGAGCCUUGUUGGACCCUGAAUGAUUGA
This is a messenger RNA of Guillardia theta CCMP2712, 958 nucleotides long. RefSeq lists its product as hypothetical. Bases 101 to 958 code for a protein of 285 amino acids. Lineage: Eukaryota; Cryptophyceae; Pyrenomonadales; Geminigeraceae. The transcript has 7 exons. The record is from RefSeq and is a predicted model, not a curated record. Gene Ontology annotation, molecular function: hydrolase activity.